Molecule: messenger RNA, 918 nt
Organism: Penicillium argentinense
Lineage: Eukaryota; Fungi; Ascomycota; Eurotiomycetes; Eurotiales; Aspergillaceae
Product: isocitrate lyase/PEP mutase family protein
Exons: 2
Coding region: 1-918 (305 amino acids)
Molecular function (GO): catalytic activity
Source: RefSeq, a predicted model, not a curated record
AUGGCUCUUGCUUCGGCUGCGACCAAGCUGCGAAGGACGUUGGCGGACCCCAAUGGCUUCGUCGUGGCUCCGGGUGUCUAUGAUGGCAUGUCGGCACGUCUGGCACUGGCAGCGGGGUUCGAUGCGCUGUACAUGACAGGCGCCGGCACCGCAGCUUCCGUCCACGGACAAGCGGACCUGGGCAUCUGCACGUUGAAUGACAUGCGCGCCAACGCAGAGAUGCUGGCCAACCUCUCGCCCACCACACCGCUCCUUGCAGAUGCCGACACCGGGUACGGCGGCCCAAUCAUGGUGGCCAGAACCACAGAGCAGUACGCGCGCUCCGGCGUAGCGGCUUUCCAUAUCGAGGACCAGGUGCAGACCAAGCGGUGCGGACACCUGUCUGGCAAAUUGCUCGUAGACAAGGAGACCUACACAGCUCGGAUUCGGGCAGCGGUGCAAGCGCGGCAACGACUGGGCAGCGAUAUCGUCGUGAUUGCCCGGACGGAUGCACUGCAGUCGCACGGGUACGAAGAGUCUCUGGCCCGACUGCGCGCAGCCCGCGACGCUGGCGCCGACGUGGGGUUCCUGGAGGGAUUGACGUCUCGGGAGAUGGCGCGUCAGGCCGUGCAGGACCUUGCCCCGUGGCCCUUGCUGCUGAAUAUGGUUGAGCACGGGUCGACGCCGAAUAUCUCGGCGUGUGAGGCGCGUGAGCUGGGCUUUCGGAUCAUCAUCUUCCCUUUUGCGACGAUCGGACCGGCUCUCACGGCGAUGCGGGAGGGGCUGGAGAGGUUGAAGCGGGAUGGUAUUCCCGGGUUGGACAAGGAACUGACACCGCAGAUGCUCUUCCGAGUGUGUGGGCUGGACAGGAGUGUCCAGCUGGACGCGGAGGCAGGCGGAAGCGCGUUCGAGGGCGGCGUCGACCUGCGCGAGAAUUGA